Messenger RNA from Vitis vinifera (wine grape), 1212 nucleotides. RefSeq names its product protein TIC 21, chloroplastic. The record is from RefSeq and is a predicted model, not a curated record. NCBI's taxonomy places the organism in Eukaryota, Viridiplantae, Streptophyta, Magnoliopsida, Vitales, Vitaceae. The transcript has 4 exons. Bases 178 to 1059 code for a protein of 293 amino acids.
UUUUUUUUUUUUUUUAGUCUUUUUAAAGAUUUUCCUUCUUUUGUUUUUGGGGUUAUAUUCCAGAGGGGAGAGUGAAAUUCCUGGAAUCCAAACAGACCCUCGUUGCCAGUACCAGACGAGUUAUCACGCAAGCAGACUUCGGAGAUACUAUCAACUGGAUUCCUACUCACUCCGACUAUGCAGACACUACUAUUGCCAGCAGCUCGUUCCGGCAACCCCACGGCGGCGCUACCACUUCCCAGGGCGGCACCCUCGCCUUUAAACCUCCACCGCCGUCUCCCGCGUCCAUCACUCUCCUUCAACCACUCCACAGCCAAUCCCCCUUUUUCUCCUCCAAAUUCUCUCUCCUCACUUUCUCUUUCUUCCCUCAAGCCCUCUCUUUCUUCUUACGAUGCUCUCGGGCAGAGAGGAACCAGGCUUGCCUCCUCAAUUUCCCCCACUUUCCCUUCUUCCGACGAGUCCGAGAAAGCUAAACUCGCUCAGGUAGCAAAGAGAUUGGAGAAUACUUCGAGGUAUUUCAGGAGGUUGGGCAACUUAGGGUUUUGGGGACAGUUGGUGUGUACUGUUGUUGCGGCUGUGAUUCUCUCAUUUUCCGUUGUCAUCACUGGGAAGAUAUCUUCGCCUGCAACUUUUUAUUCUACUACUGGUGGAAUUGUGGCCGCUUUCAUUUCGGUGUUCUGGUCAUUUGGGUAUAUUCGGCUCUCGGAUAGGCUUCGGAAAACUGCAAGUGAGCCAUCUAAGGCUCCUCCUCGGGCUGAUGUUGUGAAAAGUUUGAAAAAUGGUAUAGUACUGAACUUAUUGGGAAUGGGUGCUGCAAUUCUUGGCAUGCAAGCUACUGUUGGAUUGUUGGUUGCAAAGGCUCUUACUACAUCAGCAAAUCCUUAUUACCAGGGUAUCUCUCCCGGGUCCAGUCCUGUUCUUGCAUUGGAUGUAUUCUUGGUGCAGGCUUCGGCAAACACUAUCCUUUCUCAUUUCUUGGGGCUUGUUUUCUCAUUGGAGCUGUUGCGUUCAGUUACACUACCACCUUCAGAAACGAUUCCAGUUCCCAAGGCUGCUUAAGCCCAGCCUGUUUGGGUUUCAACAAAAAUGUAUUACAACAUUCGUGUAACCAUGUUUUUGGAGCCAUAAAAUUGAUGAUGAGAGUAAUCUUUCGUUUCUGCCGGAGUUUGUUGUAACCGUGAAGUUGUUUAUUCAUAUUCCGAGUUUUUGCAA